UUCACAGUGGUAGAUAUAGGCUAUCUAUACACGGACAGACAGAUGCAAUUGAAGCAAGGAAAUGAUAGAGAACAUUUGGCAGAUAUAUCCUAAUGCUGGAAUGACUGAAUGAUGUGAAGGGAUGAGAAAUUACUGAACUAGCAUCGGUGAUAUUUAUUUUAGCAGUGUUCUGGUUGCAUUGAUUCAACACAAUUUUUAAUGGUAUGGAUUAUAAACCCACUAUAACAUAUUCAUUUUCUGAAAGUGGAGAUGAAAGUCUUUUCCUGACACUUUCUACUCAUCUGUGCAAAAUAUUGCAAAACCAUCCUGUAAAAUGGAAAAGAUCCUAUGGUCGAAAUCCUCAUCAACUAUCUCUUGAUGUCAAGUUUUUACCUUUAACAACAGCACUAUUAAAAAGAAAUGAUCUCGUCACAAGACCCUAUUUUCAUGUGUUUUGGACAGAUUGUAAUGAUGUUGAUUUUUAUCGAUCGUCUGUCAAGAGUGAAAUUGCAUCAUGGUUGAGUGAAUUAUUUGGAAAUGAUAUAUUUGACUGGUUGAUCGUCAUUGUAGCGGGUGAUGCAUCAUCAAAAUCUAAUAAACCGAAGUUGGCACUACCGCGAACAACUCUGGCAGACAAGAUAAAAACUGAUUUUUGUUCAAAAAAUCCAGACAGACUAUAUGUUUUGCAAGAUCCAAUGAAAGAUUCGUCAAAAGCAACUGAUUCUUGGUCAUCAUUAGCAGCUAAAAUUGCGUCGUUUGCAGUGUUAUGUCUAGAAGAUGCUGUUACUAAAUAUGAAGACAGAGUGAGAUCAGAAAGGGAGAGAAGAAAUGAAAAAUCAUGGAAUUUUUGUAGCUAUUUUAUAAUGCAGGAGGAACUUGCAUUUAUGUUUGAAAUGCUGUCUCUCUAUGAAGAAGCUCUAAUACAGUAUAAUGAAUUGGAUGCGAUGUUCACACAAUAUCUUCUCAAUGCUCAUGCAGGAGAUGUUGCGCAUUGGUUGUCAAGCUUUACUCGUCCUAUUACUCAGUGGCGUUCAUUAUCACUAUGGAGGCGCAUUGAUGGGGAAACUAGACAAAUGUUGGUGGAAGAUACUGCUACAUUAAUAGACAUUCGAAAUUAUUUGUUUGCACGACACUAUCAUCUACUAGUUGUCAUUGGAGAUUUAAAAAGAGUCACAGAACUAAUGCACACAUUUCUACAUUCUACAACGUUGGAACUUGAUAUUCUGGAGGUUGAAUUACCAAAUGGUGCAAAGGAAUGCUGGGCAUUCAUGAGUUGUAUGGAGUUAACGCAGAGUUUGAGUAGAAUUUGUAAACAAUUUCAAGAAUCAACUGUUCAAGGAAGUGAUGUUAAUUCAGGCAUGAUCAUGAAAAUGACCAGUGAUGAAUUAAGAUUACAAAUUGCAAAUUUAUGGAAUUUAGCAAGGCGAAAGCUUUUCAAGUUGGGAGAAUUGUGUGGUUUGUCACCUGGAAAUGAAACAAGUUCAGAAGAUUUACAAACUGUUGUCAAUUUGAUAUCAGGGAUGGGAGAAGAAGAGGAAAGAGAUGGUCUAGUUAAAACGUCAUCUCUGAUAUUGAGAGAAGCAUUAUCUUCCAAAGAAAACUUCCGAACUCAAUAUCUUGAAUUAUCAGAAUUGGCUAUGGGAACAUUUAAGCAUAUGGACAGAUAUAGAUCUGCAAGAAACAUUGGGAAAGAUCUAGCAGAAUUUUAUAUGAAAUCCGAUCAACCAGAAAAGGCAGAAUCAUUUCUUCUGGAUUGUGUUCGUAUGUAUCAAAAUGAAUCAUGGCCACUUUUGAUAACAGAUGCCAGUGAAAAGUUGGCAAAUUGUUAUAAACGUCUGUGCAAUGUUCGUAGGUAUGUUCGACUCUGCUGUGUUUUAAUGUGUGAUCAAUAUUUAUCAGAAGAAAAACAACUUUAUUAUUGCAAUGAACUUCAUUCUAAUUCAACUGAUUUCGGAGAUAACAGUUUACCAAUAAUGUUGACAGUGUUUGCCAAUGUAACAUCCGUUCAAUUUGUUCCUGCCCAAACAACCUUUCGAUACAACUCAAAACAACAAAUUGUAUUGCAUGUACAUUCAAAAGCACCAAAAAAUAUGCAAUUUAAAUCUGUGCAGUUGGGUUUAAGAAGACAUGAAAACCACGAUGCAGAUGAGAAUUUAGACAAAUCUGCUGGUUGUAUUACAUUAGAAGAGCAAGAUGAAUUUGAUGCUUUCUCCUAUGGCACUUUUUCAUCAGAUGAAGAGACUGAAGGUGAAGCAGAAUCAGCAAUUAUCACAAGAGAUAAAUCUUCUGAUUCCAUCAGUAACCACAUUAAAGCACAAACUCCAAAGAAUCACAUACACCGAAAACGAUUGAUAUCAACUACUAGUUAUGACAUAAUAAGUACAGUCACACAAACAACAAACUUGGGCCCAGACGGAUCAGUGCAGCUUGUGACUUUGGAAAAUCCAUUCACAUUACAAUCAAAAUAUGUUGCCAACAAACUACCUCCCGUUAUCCAUAUUGCAUAUGAGCUUGAAGAAAAGGAUGACGAAAUAUCAUGGGCAGGCAUUACCUGCCGAGCUGCUAGGAAUUUACUACGACGGCAAGACAGCUGUCAAUCUUUAACCAGUAUUCAUUCAAGUAUGACAAAUAUUGUCAUGGAAACAUACAACCAUAAUUUAGAAGUGAAAGAUGUUCUCAUCCGACCUGGAAAUAAUAGCAUUGUAAUAGACAUUGAUACUUCAAAAACAGGGCAAUACACUUUGAGGCAAAUAAUAUUUUCAGUCAACAGUCUACAUUUUAUAUUACCGAGAAUAUUACCCGUUAUUUCAUACAGUGUUACAAGGGAAAAACCAACUCUAGUAUUGGAACACGAGCCGAGAUUACUCUGCAAUAUUGAACAGGUUAUCACUGUUGUGUUAUCAUUGGGAGAUUAUCAUAUCGACGCAUCAGAUAGUGAUCAAAUACUUGUGAUAAAUUUACCAAAACAACUGAAAAUAUGUAGAAUUGAUUCACUUACUGUUCAACUUGAAGAUGGUACCAAAACUGAUCAGCCUUUGCCAAAUAUAAAAAGUGAAGGAACAACAUGCUCGAUAACUCUUUUGUCAAAUGUUCCAGUACAUUCCAAAAUAUCAAUAAAUAUUAUAUGUAUUUGUGGACAAUCUAUCACAGUCCACGAUUUGGGUUUCAAGCAUCACCGGCGUACACAAAGUGCCCCUCCGACAAUAAUUCAUGAAAAAUUAUUGAAAGAUUGUGAUGACACUGACAGUAUUAAUGGUGAUGCUGCCAAACAGGGAAAUAAAGAUGACUUAUCGGUUCGUGUUAGCAGAAUACCUCAUUCACCAUCAAUCAGAAGAGACAAUCGUGGUGGCGAAUCACCUGUUAAAAAGUUUUUAUCUUUUGUGCGUGAAGUCGCAGAUCGUGUUGAAAGUAAAAAUGCCAAAUCAGAGGAAAGCAACAAUGUCGUUCCCUCACAGCCAAUUAUUGUUGUUAAAGAUGACUUUUUAGAAGUGACAUUAGACGAUCCAGCAGAAAUUGUACAAAAUACAACUCUUGCCAAAUGGUUUAAUUCUGAUAAGGAUAAAACACCAAGUAUUUCAUCGAACACUGAAAAAUCAUAUUCAGACAACAAUAAGGAUAUCAGUGAAAACAAUAAUCUACAUCUGGAAACUAUCAGCCUUAACAGCCUGUCUCCCUCAAAGAGGUCGACUAAAUCAUUCGGCAAGCGUAGAACGUCCAAAUCUCCUGCUCAUCUUCCACAUCAGCAUGACAAUAUGUUUGCAGUACUUGAGGAAAUUGAAUGUGAUGAUAAUGAAGUUUUAUGUAAUGUUUCUUUCGAUCUACCAUGGAAUGAUUUGCCACGUAUACCCACUUGUGUGACUUUCAAUAGAUUGUUUGAAUUUUCUCAUAAACUGCAUUGGACUCUAGAAAAAUGUAACAGCUCGUCAGAUUUUGUUGUGAUGAUUUCUGUGAAUGUUCGGGUCUUGUCACCUUGUUCUUUUUUGAUUAAAAACCACAGUUUAAAGUUUAAUAAUGGUGAAAAAGUUUCUAUAACACAAUUAAAUGAAGAAGAUAAAAAGAUAAUACAGCCUGCACAAGAGAUUAAUUUCGGGUGGAAAGUUGAAUUUUUAUCAUCAAUUCCUCCUGAAUGUAAUGCACAGUUUGAUAUGGAUAUUGUAGAUACUAAUCAAUCUUCUUCAAGGACUCCGGCGGUUUCAUAUAAAUUUGAAAUUGGGCAUACACGGACUAUAUACACAAUAUCGACACAAAUUGGUGAAGGUUCAAAACUUUUUUGUGGAAAUAUGGCCAAACUGGAGAUGGUUGUGAAACGUCUUCGCAGAGAUAAUGAACAUGAACAUACAAGAAGUGGACAACAACUUCUUAUGUAUCACGUUGUUGAUACUCGUGGAAGAUGGGCAGUUUGUGGGAAAAGUACUGGUAUUCUGUCCCUACCUGUUGCACAAGUUGAUGGGGUGGAAUGUACUGCUUCUCUUGAAAUAAUGCCACUCAUAGAAGGACUACUACAUCGACCAAAUGUUAUUUUACAGCGAUAUCUGAAAAGAAGAUCUAGCGAAUUUGAUGAACAGCUGAGUUCUACAGAGAGUCCAGUUUUAAAGCCGCCACGUUUAAUGGACUUCAGACGAGGUGAAGUUUUGAACCUGGAUGAAUUCAAACAAGUUGAAGUGUUGGUACCGUUUGAACUCGCAGAGGACAAUGGAAUUGAUAAUACACAUCCUAAUUUAUCAAGUAAUACAAAACUAUAGUAUUAUUA
Molecule: messenger RNA, 4729 nt
Organism: Styela clava
Lineage: Eukaryota; Metazoa; Chordata; Ascidiacea; Stolidobranchia; Styelidae
Product: trafficking protein particle complex subunit 10-like
Biological process (GO): intra-Golgi vesicle-mediated transport; early endosome to Golgi transport
Cellular component (GO): TRAPPII protein complex
Source: RefSeq, a predicted model, not a curated record